This is a messenger RNA of Nymphalis io (European peacock), 3045 nucleotides long. RefSeq names its product serine/threonine-protein phosphatase 2A regulatory subunit B'' subunit gamma-like. The coding region runs from base 85 to 1518 and encodes 477 amino acids. Gene Ontology annotation, cellular component: spindle; centrosome. Gene Ontology annotation, biological process: cortical cytoskeleton organization; positive regulation of B cell differentiation; B cell homeostasis. Lineage: Eukaryota; Metazoa; Arthropoda; Insecta; Lepidoptera; Nymphalidae. The transcript has 8 exons. The record is from RefSeq and is a predicted model, not a curated record.
UAAAUGUCAAUAUGCUUUCUUAGCAAUAUUUGUAAAUAUAUAAAUUGUUUAAAAACACUUCAUAAUAUAUAUAUUUUAUAAACCAUGGCAUGCAAUAAAGAAAACAAAAGUGUUGAAACAAUUACCAGUGAUUUACUUGAAACGAAUAUUCUUGUAAACGAGGAACAGAAGAAGGUGAACGAAAUGUUAAAAAAUCGUUUAAGGAAGUAUAUUAAAAAAUUAGACGAAACAAAUAUGAGCACAAGCAAAGAAGAAAGUGAGAAGACCGAACUUGAGACAUUCAAACAAUUAUACAAACCUAAGCUUGAUGGUGAUGAGGAGACAUAUAAAAAAAUACCAAAAUUUUAUUUCAAACUCCCUCGGACCGAUGAUAUUUUAGCACAAAAACUAAGAGAAGAGACAAGAGCUCAGUUCUUGCAAAAGAAAAGCAAAGAAUUAUUAGACAAUAGUGAAUUGAAGCAUUUAUGGAGUCUGCUUGAGAAGUCCAAUGGAAGUUACAGCAUGGCUAACAGUGAUGAAUUAACAGUUGAUUAUUUACAAUUUAAGAAAAUUAGAGAUGAAGCGGGACCUAAGUACAGGCCUUAUUUCACACCAGAGGUGUUCGGUCGUUUACAAGCUGCUGAGGGUGGCAUUGGCAGGGUUCGAGGAGUUUCUCUCUUCAACUAUGUGAUGCGUCGGGUGUGGUUACAACAAACACGGAUUGGUCUGUCCUUGUAUGAUGUAUCAGGACAGGGAUACCUCACAGAACAUGACCUAGAGAGCUAUAUAGCAGAGUUGGUACCAUCUCUCGCUGCAUUAGAUGGUCUGGACUCAUCGUUCACAUCGUUCUACGUCUGCACAGCAGCUAGAAAGUUCCUCUUCUUCCUAGAUCCCCUGAGAGUCGGUCGGGUGAGGAUCAGGGAUGUGCUGUCCUGCUCAUUCCUUGACGAUUUGUUGGAGUUACGAGAAGAAGACCUGCCAAUGGAGCUCCAGGAACAGAACUGGUUCAGUGCGGCGUCAGCUCUCCGUGUGUACGGACAGUACCUCAACCUGGACAGAGAUCAUAACGGCAUGCUCAGUAUCAAUGAACUCGCUGGCUACGGCUCGGGCACGCUGACGCGCGCGUUCCUGCAGCGCGUGUUCCAGCAGUGCCUGACGUACGACGGCGAGAUGGACUACAAGACGUACCUGGACCUGGUGCUGGCGCUGGAGAACCGCCGCCAGCCCGCCGCGCUCGCCUACCUGUUCCGCGUGCUCGACAUCAACUCGCAGGGCUACCUCGACGCCUUUACCCUCAACUACUUCUUCAAGGCGAUUCAAGAACAAAUGGUGGCCCACGGCGCGGAACCGGUUAACUUCGAUGACGUCAAAGACGAAAUCUUCGACAUGAUCCGUCCGGAGCACCCGUCACGUAUAACACUCCAAGAUCUGAUCAAGAGCGGUCACGGACACACGGCUGUAUCGAUUUUGUUAGAACUGCACGGAUUUUGGGCGUACGAGAACAGAGAGGCGCUGGCGGCGGCUGGAGAUCACUCUUGACAGGGCAAGAUGGAGUUUACGAAGGAGAUUGACAUCAAUUUGAGAUAGAAAAUCGAAAUAAUGUCGUCGCUUUUUCUGGUUUGUGCGGCUUCGUCGCGCGUGAACAGUGUAAUAAAUAUUCCAGUCCCGCUGGGCAAAUUACACCGACAAAAAAGUUUAGGAGUUCAAUGCACGCGUCAUAGACAAAAAGACAAAAGAAAACCAACUUGUAUGACACAAGUUGGUUUUCUCAAUAGUUGUGAUGGAAACGGACAAUGAAAAAAUAAAUAUUCCUUACUAAUAUUAAAAAUGAGAUUCAUGUUUCACGUCUAAACGUUAUAAGAGAUACGUAAUAAGAGUCUUUUAAAAACUCGAAAGCGCUUGCGCAGUUUGGAGUAGCACUAACCUAUUAAUACAUUUUAUAGUAAAUAAUGAACAUAAAAAUUUACUUUUUAGGAAAAAUGUUUUAUCCGUACCGUACCGUAACAGCCUGUGAAUGUCCCACAGCUGGGCUAUAGGCCUCCUCUCCCUUUUUGAGGAGAAGGUUUCGAGCUUAUUCCACCACGCUGCUCCAAUGCGGGUUGGCGGAAUACAAAUGUGGCAGAAUUUCAGUGAAAUUGGACACAUGCAGGUUUCUUCACUAUGUUUUGCUUCACCGUUUACAUAAUCACAAAUUAAGCACAUGAAAAUUCAGUGGUGCUUGCCCGGGCUUGAACCCACGAUCAUCGGUUAAGAUUCAUGCGUUUUUACCACUGGGCCAUCUCGGUUUUUUUAUAAAUUUUUUCCAUGUUUUAUAAACAUGAUAAAUUAUAUUGUAUAUAAUGAUAUAUAGUUAUAUAGCGAGCGAUGUACAUAUGCACAUAAAUCACAUUAGAAAUAUUAUUUGUAAAAGAAUCUAGUUCAAGUUUAUCAUGAUAUUACACAAUGGUAAAUUAGAGGUAAAAUUUGUACAUUAAUGUUAGUUGAACUAUGAAAUGAAAGACUCAGUAUUACGUAUUUAUGAAAUUUUAAGAUGAAUUUCGUCAUCUAUAUAAGUUUUUUUAAAUUGUUUCUCCUUAUACUAUCUCUCAUACUACUAUUUAUAUUAAGAAAAUGUUCCGACAUUUUUUGUCUUCAUUCAUCUCUAUGUUAAGUCAUCAAACCGUCAAAUAUUUCAGGGUUACAUAGUGCAUUCAACAUUCGUCAAAGCGAUUCCUAGCUUCGUUAUCGUUUAAAUUAUUCAACUCAAUUGUUGACCACGUGAUAAAUCGAUUACAUGUAGUAUUUCCAUACAUGUUGGUCUUUUCUACAAACUAAAACGAUAUUCGCUAUGUGACCCUGUCCCAUUUUGUCCUUGCCCUGCUGGUCCCAUAUUUUAAGGUAUCUAAGAAAUUGUAAAAAUAAUAAAACAAUCAUUAAUGUAAAAGAAAUUAUUGUCAAUACUUUGUAAAUAACAAGAAAUAAAUGGUAAACAAUAAGAAUAUUAAAACAAUAACUAUAUAAAAAAAAUAUUGUUAAAUUAUUUGCAAUAAAUCCAUUGUAAAACUUAUUUUCUAAAUAAAACAUUUU